This is a messenger RNA of Bradysia coprophila, 11354 nucleotides long. It is a transcript of the gene ds, whose product is annotated as dachsous cadherin-related 1. Gene Ontology annotation, biological process: homophilic cell-cell adhesion; cell migration; multicellular organism development. The record is from RefSeq and is a predicted model, not a curated record. NCBI's taxonomy places the organism in Eukaryota, Metazoa, Arthropoda, Insecta, Diptera, Sciaridae. Gene Ontology annotation, cellular component: catenin complex; plasma membrane; cell-cell junction. Gene Ontology annotation, molecular function: beta-catenin binding; calcium ion binding; cadherin binding.
AGUGAACCAGUUGUGUGUACGCUAAGGUGAGAGAAAGAAGUACAAAAACCACCUAAAUCGUCGCGCGUUUAACAUUUUUUUUUAAAUAAGAAAAAAGUAUUUUACAAUCGUAAAGACUGGAGUUUGACAGAGUUUUCCAUCUAAAUUGGAUGAAGAUAGUAUUGACGAUUAAAGAAACUAGAAUUUUCCCGUCGAGUGUGUCUGUUUAAUUAGAGUUUUCGGUUCGGAAAAUGUUGUUCAGUUCAAAGAAAAUGUGAAAAAAAACAAAAGAAACAUAAAAAAAACGACAACAAAACCUUACCUAGCAUAUUACCCACGACAACACUUUCAACGAAAGGAAUUUAAAUUCAACAUGGAAACCAUUCUUCAACUUUUUAUUGGAUUAACAGUGCUUCGUGGUUGAAAAUAAUAUUAAUUUUGUGUUCGAAAUAACGACGAAAAUUGUCUUUGGUGAAAUAGAAGUGAAAACAUAUUACAAGAAUCGAAUGAAAAUCGAAUUUUCCGAAAUGUGUUUGUGUUAGUUAUAGAUAAAUUAAGAUUGGAUGUAUUUGUUGUGUCACUUUUUAAACAUAAAGUAGGUAGAACACACACUUUUUACCUCUUCAGUGGCAACCGGUUCGGAAAAUAAUAAAUUUUUUUUUCUUAAAAAGAGGAAAAUUGUGACAGAAAAUUUUCGUUGAAUUGAACGAAAACGAUAUUUGGAUUAUUCGGAUUAAUACAUUUUUACAUCAAAAGGAUUACAAACGAAUAUCAAGUUGGCAUCUUAUAACGAACAGAAGAAGAAGACGAAUAAAAAAAAACCAACUAAAAUAUCUAAGCGAUCGAAAAACUGAGGAAAAGUAUAUUCGUCAGGCGCAUCUUGUGUGUGUGUGUGUACCCAUCCACACAUAUUUAAUACGAGCGGUGAGUUGCACAGCAACUAUGGAUUUGAAUUUUUCUCAUCGGUGAUGAUGAGCGUAAAUGCUGCUACAUUAAAAAUGGCAGCACCCCAAUCAAAGUUCAUUAUGCCACCGCUCAUUUGGCUGUGGCUGUGGCUAAUUGGCAGCGGAAUAAUUCCAAUUUUGGCCGAACACACACGCGAAUUGGAAAUAUCGGAAGGCGUUCCGGUCGGAACGCAAAUUGGUUUCAUCGGUGAACUGUUGCAUGGCGUCGACAGUGGUCCACCGUAUUUGAUUGUGCCGGUGCCGGGCAGUGCAGUCGAUACGGAAUUAGCGAUCGAUCAGACAACGGGUGAAAUAAGAACAAGAGUGUCAUUGGAUCGGGAGGCGAGAGCGUCGUAUUCGUUUGUUGCGAUUCCGUUCAGUGGCGAUGAAAAUGUGCGCGUUAUUGUGCGUGUGUUGGAUGAGAAUGAUAAUGCGCCGACAUUUCCGACGCCGGUGAUGAAUAUUGAAUUUCCCGAGAACACGCCUCGAGACGUUAAACGUACGUUGAAUCCGGCUCGGGACUUAGACUUGGGUCGGUACAAUACCCAACGGUAUAACAUUGUGUCGGGUAACAUAAAUAAUGCGUUCCGUCUGUCGUCCCAUCGCGAACGGGAUGAUGUGUUGUAUUUAGACUUACAAAUAAAUGGAUUUCUCGACAGAGAGACCACUCAAGAGUAUAGUUUAGUGAUAGAAGCUUUGGAUGGCGGUAGUCCACCGUUGCGUGGAAAAAUGACUGUAAAUAUCACAAUACAGGACGUCAAUGACAAUCAGCCAAUUUUCAAUCAAAGCAGAUAUUUUGCUACUAUUCCCGAAAACGCAACGAUCGGUACGAGUGUUCUGCAAGUAUUCGCUACUGAUACCGAUGCCGACGACAACGGCUUGGUUUCAUACUCGAUAAAUCGGCGACAAAGUGAUAAAGAUCAAAUGUUUCGCAUCGAUUCUAAGACCGGGUCGAUUUCGGUGAAUAAACCACUGGACUUUGAGACAAAAGAACUCCACGAAUUGGUCGUUGUUGCCAAAGACAACGGUGAACAACCAUUGGAAACGACAGCUUUUGUAUCGAUUCGAGUGACUGACGUUAACGACAAUCAGCCGACAAUAAAUGUAAUUUUCCUCAGUGACGAUGCAACGCCGAAAAUUUCUGAAUCUGCCCAGCCGGGAGAAUUUGUUGCUCGAAUAUCGGUGAACGAUCCCGAUUCGAAAACGGAGUAUUCCAAUGUGAAUGUGUCAUUAAGUGGUGGCGACGGGCAUUUCGGCUUAACGACACGCGAUAACAUCAUUUAUUUGGUAAUUGUUUCGUUGCCACUCGAUCGCGAAGUUCAGCCAAAUUACACAUUGAGUGUGGUCGCUACCGAUCAAGGUAAUCCGCCGUUGCAUGCAUCGAAAACGAUUUAUUUAAAAGUGAUUGACAUCAACGACAAUGCACCCGAAUUCGAAAAAGACAUUUACCAUGCCCAUGUGAUGGAAAUAGCCGAUCCGGGUACAUCUGUCAUACAAGUGGUAGCUAUUGAUCGCGACGAAGGCAAUAAUUCGGCCGUAGUUUAUUCGCUGGUCGAUACACCCGAUACACAUUCGCAGUGGUUUCAAAUCGAUCAGCACACCGGUCUAGUGACAACUCGCGCGCAUAUCGAUUGUGAAACGGAACCGGUGCCGCAAUUAACUGUGAUAGCUAAGGAUAGUGGUUUUCCAACAUUGUCAUCGUCGGCAACAAUAUUUGUCACCAUCUAUGAUGUGAAUGACAAUCAACCACUGUUCGACCAGAGUUUCUACAACGUUUCGGUGCAGGAAAAUGAGGCGAAGGGAAGGUGCAUUCUAAAGGUUUCAGCAAGCGAUCCCGAUUGUGGAGUGAAUGCAGUAGUAAAUUACACGUUAGGUGAAGGAUUCAAAAAGCUCACUGAAUUUGAAGUUAAAUAUAACACUGGAGACGUGUGCAUUGUUGGGUCAUUGGAUUAUGAAGUUCGUAAUUCUUAUGAAUUUCCAAUCGUUGCUACGGACAGAGAUGGUCUAAGCACAACGGCAAUGGUUAAAGUGCAAGUAACCGAUAUAAACGAUAACCGUCCGAUCUUCUAUCCCAGCGAAUACAAUGUCUCAUUACGCGAAGCCCCAUCGACCAUGAGCUCGUCAACGCCAAUUAUAGCCGUUGUUGCCACCGACCCAGACUCUGGUUCAUUCGGCAUCGUUUCAUACCGCAUUGUCGAUGGCAACGAUGCCGGCAUUUUUCGCAUCGAUCGAUUCAGCGGUGAAAUAUUCAUUGCCAAACCGAGCAUGUUGUCCAGUCGUUCGCAGCCAUAUCAUAAGCUAAACGUAUCCGCAACGGAUGGUGGUGGAUUGAAAGCGUCACGGAAUGCUGAAGUAUUUAUCAGUGUGAUCGAUUCGAAGCAUCGACCGCCCAUUUUUGAGAAGUCACGGUACAAUUACAAUGUGAAAGAGGAUGCGGCCCAUGGAAAUGUGGUCGGAUCGGUUUUGGCGACUAGCAGUGAUUCAGGAAGCCGCGGCGUUGUUCGAUAUUCCAUUAAUUCCGGAGAUCCAGAUGGUUUUUUCAGUAUAGACCAAGUGUCUGGAAAUAUUCGCGUUGCAAAUAUUUUGGAUCACGAAACAAAAUCCCAAAUACUAUUAAACGUACAAGCUACCAGCGGCGAUCCGCCUGCCUAUGGACAUACACAGGUGAACAUAGACAUCGAGGACGUUAAUGAUAAUUUUCCUGAAUUCGAAUCGAACACGGUGCGCAUAUCUGUUCCAGAGAAUGUGGAAUUGGAUACACCAUUAUAUGCAGCGAAUGCACGUGACAGAGAUUCCGGAAAAAAUGGCAUUGUUAGUUAUCGUUUAAUUACCAUUGGCGACGGUACAUCUUUGGCGACACCGCUACAAAUGUCAUCCGCUUCGUUGUUUUCAAUUGAUGCACGUUCGGGCCAUCUAACUCUAUCACGACAUUUGGAUUAUGAGACAGCGCAGCAACAUUCAUUGAUCGUAACAGCUAGUGACUCCGGUGAACCAUCUUUAUCAGCUAAUUUAACUAUUCUAAUUGACGUUCAGGAUGUUAACGAUAAUCCACCGAUGUUUGAGCAGAAUGAGUAUGCCGUAAAAGUAAUCGAAUCAACGCCAAUCAAUUCUCAGAUAAUCCAAGUGACUGCCAUCGACCUAGACACUGGAAACAAUGCACGACUAACUUAUCGCAUCGUAAGCCAACAACAGAAACAGCCAAACAACCAAACAUCCAACCACUCCGACGAAUCAACCGAAGUGUUCGGUAUAUUUCCGAAUAAUGGCUGGAUAUACUUACGAACCACAUUGGACCGUGAAACAUACGAUCGAUACAUAAUAACUGUAUUAGCUAGUGACAACGGGCAACCAUCGGCCACGGCAACUACACAUGUUACGAUUACCGUUGAUGAUGCUAAUGAUAACGAUCCGCAAUUCAUUCGCGACUCAUAUGAAUUCAGCGUUGAGGAAAAUUUACGACGUGGUGUUGUAGUGGGAACCGUUGCAGCUACGGAUGCUGACUUGGAUGCAAAUGCCGCGCUGCGAUAUAAUUUAUUGCCGAGUAAUACCAGCUUCCAGAUCAAUUUUGUUACAGGCGAAAUAAUGACACGGGAACUUCUCGAUCGCGAGGAACGAUCAUCAUACGAUCUAGUGGCCGAAGUUCGUGACCAGGGCACGCCUUAUCGUAGUUCUCGAGUUCCGAUUCACAUUGCCGUUACCGAUGUCAACGACAAUGCACCGGAAAUUGUCGAUCCACAGGAAGAUGUGGUGAGCGUGCGCGAAGAACAGCAACCCGGUACGGCGGUCGUAAAAAUUCGUGCGACUGAUCGUGACAAUGGGUACAACGCGUCCGUUAGUUAUGCCAUACUGAAAGGACGAGACUCGGAUGGAUAUGAUGUGUUUGCAAUAGAUCCGAUAACCGGCGUGAUUACGACGAAAGAGUCAUUCGACCACGAAGAGAAGAGUAUUUAUCGGUUGGCUGUGGCUGCUUCCGAUAGUGGCCGUCCGCCAAAGCAAACUGUUCGUCUUCUUCGUGUGGAGAUACUGGAUCUUAAUGACAAUCGACCGACGUUCACCAGCUCCAGUCUUCUUUUUAAGGUACGUGAAGAUGUUCCUGUCGGAUACAUCAUCGGCGCCAUGGGUGGAUCGGAACGAUCAAUGAUGGAUAAUCUAAUUGCUAGUAACAACGGUCUGCACAUAACAUACACCCUAACAUCGUUACCGAACGUUAGCGAAGGAGUAUUCGAAAUAGAUCAAAAUUCGGGAUCACUUGUGGUGGCCCAGCAAUUGGACCGGGAACAGCAAAGCGAGUACAGUUUAGAAAUACGAGCACUCGACACAACGUCUUCGAACAAUCCACAAAGUUCGGCAGUGACAGUAAAAGUUGAAAUUGCUGAUGUGAACGAUAACGCUCCAAUCUGGCAUAACGAUCCGAUCAUUAUUAAUGUCGUAGAAAAUACACCGAUCCGAUCUGUUGUCUAUAAUUUUACGGCCUUUGAUGCAGACUUUGGUGCCAACGGUGAUGUACAUUACAAGCUAGUCAAACAGAGUCCCUUUGAAACGGAAACCUUUUCCGUCGAUCCGCUGACGGGUACACUAACUCUUACUGGUGCCAUUGAUUACGAAGAAGUUAAUGAGUAUGUCGUCGUUGUCGAAGCUACAGAUCAAGCUCACAACGUAUCCGAUCGGUUAAGCUCGUCAGUGACCGCUCACAUAAUUGUAACCGAUGUUAACGACAACAGUCCAGUAUUUGUAACACCUAGUGCCGACGACUUUACACUGUAUUUGAGUGACACAACUUCGGUGGGUCAAAUUGUGAUGCGUGUGGUUGCCAUUGACAAAGACUCUGGCGGCAAUGGACGUGUAAUUUACAACAUUCUUAGUGGCAAUGAAGACGGGUUCUUCAAUAUGGAUCAGAGCAGCGGUUGGAUUGAAUUGACAAAACCACUGUUGGGUGUCAGCAGCAUGGGCCAUCAUCGGUACAUAAACAACGUACUGACCAACGGACUUUUUACAUUUUUGAUCAGUGCUAGUGAUGCGGGCGUACCUGCGCCGAAGGAAUCAAGGAUUACGAUGAAAAUCGUCGUGCAAGGAUCAUCAAACAAUCCGCCGAGAUUUCUGGAGUCCGUGUAUCAUGCCAACAUAUCGGAGAAUGUACCAGCCGGAAACUUUGUGGUUCGUGUGGCAGCCAAAUCAUUUCAAGGAGGAAUCGGUGGAAAUUUAACAUACGAAAUACCUAACGGUGUAGGCGAUGACCAUUUUACCAUCGAUCCGUUGCGUGGCAUCGUAACCACACAAGGCGAAUUCGAUCGCGAAACCAAAGACGUGUACAUCAUUCCGGUGUACGUGACGGAAUUGUCAACGCCAUCGUCUACGUACCAAAAUUCGCUAACACAACGGCGAGACGCUCAAUUUGACGUAACGACACUGGUCGUGAAAAUUACCGAUGUAAACGAUUUUGCGCCAGAAUUUCGACCUGGUUCCUGUUAUCCGUUGGCGGUGCCGGAAAAUAGUGAAUUGGCUAUCAUUCAUACGGUUGUGGCUACUGAUUUGGAUGAGGGGCCGAAUGGUGAUAUCAUUUAUAGUAUAACAGGCGGCAACUUUGGGAACAAAUUUAGCAUUGACAUGCACACCGGUGAACUAACCGCCCGACCAUUAGACCGUGAAAGUCAUUCGCGAUAUUUAUUGCAAGUGACUGCUCAGGAUCGAGGCACGCCCACGUCACGCCAGGGAACAUGCAAUAUAUCGAUAACCGUUGAAGAUGAGAACGACAAUGAUCCACGCUUCGAAUCGGCUAAAUACGUUGCAACGAUCGCCGAAGAUGAACCGAUCGGAACAUCCGUGUUAACAGUCAAAGCAACGGACGCUGAUUUGAGCAUAAAUGCACGAAUCAUCUAUUCGCUGUCCAAUGAAACGCAGUGGCUGUUCAAUAUCGACAAUCGUAGCGGUGUUAUAACCACAGCCGGGCCUCUCGAUCGCGAACGCCAGAGCACCUACAAUUUCAUGGUAGUCGCAACUGAUGGCGGUCGCUCCGAUGCACGAUCACAACGGGUUCCCGUGCAAAUUAUCAUCGACGAUGUCAACGAUAAUAAACCGUUGUUCGCCAGUUAUCCGUUCAAAGCGCACGUAGCCGCUUACGUUCAACCCGGUCAGACAUUACUGGAAGUGAUGGCCAGCGAUCCGGACCAGGGAACAAACGGUGAAAUAUUCUACAAUAUCAUCAAUGACUCAACGAACGGCAAAUUCCGAUUAAAUCCCAAUACUGGCACCCUAAGUGCCACCCAAAGUUUGACUAGCGAAAAUGGUCGUUUGUUGCACAUUGAAAUUAUGGCACGCGACAAAGGCAAUCCACCGCAAAGUACAACCGGUUUGAUUGAAUUACGCAUUGGUGAGGUGCCGCAAGGUCUGCCGGAUCUGCGAUUCCAAAAUGAAACGUAUGUGGUAACCAUACCGGAAAACACUGCCACAGGAUUUACGUUGGUGAAAUUGAAUGCGGUCAGAAGUGAUGGUAGACGGCAAAAGAUUGCAUAUUCAUUGGGCGCCGGCAAUGAAGCGGAAACAUUUUCGAUUAAUGCGAAUUCGGGCGAAAUACAAGUGCAAAAUUCGAAGCGGUUAGACUAUGAAUACAGCAAAGAGAUGAGAUUGAUAGCCGUUGCCAAAACGGACGGAUCGCCAUUGCUGUACGGAUACUGUGAGAUAAAAGUAAUUUUGCAAGACGAAAACGAUAAUGCACCGCGAUUCACGCAACAGCAGUACUCAACGGCUGUGUGGGAAGGGAACAACAAAGGCACAUUUGUUAUGCAAGUGACCGCGUUCGAUGCGGAUCAAGGAUCAAAUUCGCAUGUUUUGUACCACAUCGUCGAUGGGAACCAUGAUAAUGCGUUCAUCAUCGAACCAGCAUUUAGUGGCAUUGUAAAGACGAACAUUGUACUGGACCGGGAAAUUAGGGACACGUAUCGACUGAAAGUAAUUGCAACUGAUGAGGGUGUACCGCAAAUGACUGGUACAGCUACAAUUCGUGUGCAAAUUAUUGAUGUUAAUGACAAUCAGCCAGUUUUUCCGCGACACAGUGUCAUCAAUGUCAGUGAAGACACCGAACUCGGUACCGUUCUAACAACGGUAUCUGCCAACGACGUGGACACCAAUCCAGCACUAAAGUACAGCUUUACCGAUGAGGACAUGGACGACACAUUUGCUAUCGAUCGAUUCAGUGGACGUGUAGUUCUGAAACGGCACUUAGACUACGAGACGAAACAAGAGUAUGGGCUCAAGAUCUCUGUUUCGGACACUGCGCACAUUGCAUACACAACACUAUCCAUACGCGUAACGGAUGUAAACGAUAAUCCACCCGUUUUCCAACAGCCUGCCUAUCACGUCACUCUUCCAGGUAAAUUUCACUUAGCUACGUUAAGGCCUUCGAUCUCAUUGUCGGGAUUUCGAUUCAUUUUUCCAGAUAAAAUCUCAAGCUACGAUAUGGAUUUGUUGACGGUGAACGCAAGUGAUGCGGACACAGAACCAAAUGCUAAAGUUCGAUAUUCCAUUGCUACUCCGGUUGAAGGGUUUACCAUUGGUGAAAUGAGUGGUGUCCUGUAUGUGAACACCAGUCGAAUCGCACGACCACUGAUCAGAGAUAUUCAACUAACGGUAAUGGCAUCCGAUUCUGGAACGCCAACUCUAAGCUCCAUAGCAGCCGUACGAGUUCAUGUCAGUUCAAAUGGUUUUACAAAGCCACAAUUUCAACAGAAUCAAUUCAGAUCAUCGAUACGUGAAGAUAUGCCAGCAGGAACAACGGUAUUGAAACUGACACCCGACCUAAUCGAUGUGGACCUCGAUCAAAACGUAUCCUUCGAAAUAAUAUCGGGAAAUGACGAGGACUGUUUCGGUGUCAUUCAUCCGAACAAUGCCAUCAUUCUUGUGAGAGAACUGGAUCGUGAAACUACCGAAAACUACAAUUUACGACUGGUACUCACCGAAAGGGGAGUCCGAGCCAGUCAUGACGAUAAUUCGACCGCUAUCAAUGUGGUGGUCAUUGUGGAGGAUGCGAACGAUAAUCAGCCAGUAUUCGAAUCGUCCGAAUAUGAGGCAACAAUAAGUGAAGCCACACCCUUAAAACGAAAAGUCGCUCAAGUGGUUGCUGUUGAUAAAGAUCUGGAAAAUACGCCCAACGCGGAGGUAGUGUACGACAUAACGUCUGGGAAUGUUGGUGGAGCGUUUUCCAUUGAUUUAAUUUCGGGAAUUAUCUCGGUGAACAAUGAUCUGGACUUUGAUGGCAGCACACCCGAAUAUAAUUUGAUCAUACGAGCGUGUGACAGUGCCGACAAACCGAGAUGCAGCCUACAACCGUUUCCCAUUUAUUUGACCGACGAAAACGACAAUCAACCAAAGUUUCCCGUUGCUGAGUAUUUGCAGUUCGUCGGAGAAAAUGAGCCGAUUGGUGUCAGCAUCUUUACGGCACGAGCCAUCGACCUGGACAAAGGAAAGUACGGCAAUCUGAGCUAUUCCAUAGUUUCAUCUGCAGCUGUGGCUGAGUCUGACGAAUCGGUUAAUUGGUUCAAAGUAGAUGCGACCAGUGGAACAGUGACGACCAAUGCGAUUUUUGAUUACGAACAACGCAGCAUCUAUGCGUUCUCCGUGAAGGCGACAGACUUUGGAGGAAAAAGCGCAAUCGUCAAAGUGAGGAUCGGUGUAGACAGUCGUGAUGAAUUCACUCCGCAAUUCACCGAACGCACAUAUCGCUUUACAUUGGCAACGUCCGAAAACAUACAGAGUGGAUACGUGAUUGGACACGUUUCAGCAACAGACGGUGAUAAAGGUCCUGAUGGCCGUGUAAUUUACCAGUUGACGACACAGCACCCGUACUUCAAAAUCAAUCGUACAACCGGUGCCAUUAUUGUGAAAAAGAAGUUGGGAAAUUCGGAAGUCAGUGUGGAGUCGGGCAGAGACAUCAGUCUCGUUGUUACGGCUAGUUCGGGUCGCCAAGGGUCUCUAACAAAUAUGACCGUCGUUGAAAUAGCAUUCGAUCCGCUAGCAGAUUUGAGCACGAAUCAAGCCAGUACAAAUAGCGGUUCGACCAGUUCAGGUCUUGCUGAUUGGGCGUUGGGAUUGUUGAUAUCGCUGAUUUUAGUGGUGCUGUCUUUCGCCGCUGUCUUCCUCUUCCUUCACUUCAAGAAUCGGCGUCACAAGCAAGUUUCCAAGCCACGAUUGAGUACAGAAACUGUGGGCAAUUCUAACAGCUACGUGGAUCAGAGUGCCUUUGACACUAUUCCGAUUCGCGGUACCGCUAGUGGUGUAGGAAAUGCAGGACAAUUUGCCCCACCUAAAUAUGACGAAAUUCCGCCGUACGGUCCACAUGGCAACAAUGGUUCACAAGGUGCUGCGACCACAUCUGAACUUUCCGGUUCAGAACAAUCUGGAUCUAGUGGUCGCGGAUCGGCCGAAGAUGGAGAUGACGGAGAAGAUGAAGAAAUUCGAAUGAUCAACGAGGGUAACUUGCAGCGGGACAAUCCUUUGCAUCAUGAAGACGGACGUUUGUCGGAUGUGUCGGUGCAAAAUACACAAGAAUAUCUUGCGCGCCUGGGAAUAAUUGAUAAUACGGGAGCAGCGUCAACAUCGUCACGAAGUAACAAAGAUUCGAUGUCGCAUCACGCAAUGCCAAUGCAUUCGUUGCAUAUGUUUGACGAGGAACCAAACGAGAACGAUAUAACAAAUCUAAUUUAUGCCAAAUUGAAUGAUGUCACUGGCGGCGGUAGUGACAGAGCUAGUAGCACGGAUGAAGGCGGAACAACUGCUGGCAGUAUUGGAACGGGUGUCGAUCAUGUGAUGGCAAUGGGAGGCUUCGGCGACCAUCCAGUUGUCUCAUCAUCGUCUGUCAAUCCAGGACCGUCAAUGAAUGGUUCGUUAAGUUCCAUUGUACAUAGUGAAGAGGAACUCACGGGUAGCUACAACUGGGAUUAUUUGCUGGACUGGGGUCCGCAAUAUCAACCGUUAGCUCACGUUUUUUCGGAAAUUGCUCGACUGAAAGACGAUACACUGUCGGUGCACAGUAGUGGAGCAUCAAGUGCCAAAAGUAAAAUUUCAUUACAUCCAGCCAAACACAUACCGCCACCAUUAUUAACGAAUGUUGCGCCUCGUUCAGUGCCAGUUCUAUCAGCCAGAAAUAAUCUCGGCCAUCAUUCGUCCAAUGUAAAUUACCAUUUGCCAAGAUCGCCGAUCAAUCAUGACACACCCGGUAGCUUUUGUACAUCGGCCGCAAUGUCUCCGAGCUUCUCACCGUCACUUUCACCGUUGGCCACACGGUCACCAUCGAUAUCACCGCACGUGAUCGCCGGAAAUGUUCCUGCUAGUUUACAUAUGGUGUCACUUCCACGACAGCAUCCGAUGCCGACGCAACGGAAAAAGGUUCACGAUCCGGAAAUGAGAGUGAGAAAUUAGAUUUUACGUUUAAGUGUGAUA